AUGAAAAAAGAGUUACUUUUCAAUGAAGAAAAUGAUGGAGAGGACGACAAAGUUCCUUUAAAAAUCAAAGAGAAAAAUACAGCCAUCCUAGAAAUGUCUUUUAUAGAUCUCUAUAGAUUUUCACUAUGAUCAGAUUAUAUUCUUUUAUGACUAGGGCUAAUAUUUACAGUUAUAUUUUCUGUCCUGCCUUUAUUUUUGGUUAUAAAAAUUGGAGACCUUAUAGAUGCAAUGUACAAAAAUAGAGACAAUUUUGAUGAGCUAUAUGAGGAAGGAACAUCAAUUGCAGUUGUUCAAUUUAUUCUAGGACCAAUCACAGUAAUUGCUGGCUGAGUUGCAGUUGUUUCAUUUAUAAGGCUUGGAAAUAAUACAGGAUUAAAAUGGAAAAAUGUGUAUUUCAAAGCUAUACUCCUCUAUUUAAACAUUCCCUAAUCUUUUUAAGUAAAAAAUUCUAUCUUAAUUUAGCUAAAUCUCUAUAUAAUAAAUAAGCCAAUAAAAUGAUUCGACAAGCACAACCCAGCUGAAUUUGGCAGCUCUAUUGACCUAGACUGUAACACAAUAGAGCAGGCUUCAGGUGAGAAAGUCAUGCUUUUGCUUUCUUCAAUUGUCCUUUUUAUCGCUACCUGAAUGGUCGCAUUUUUUAUCAAUCUACAAUUAACAUUAAUCGCCCUCAUCAUGCUCCCUAUCCAGAUCAUAACAGCCUACAGCAUUGACAAAGCAUCAUACCAAAGCACAGUAAUAGCCCAAGAAAAAUAUAAAACAGCAGGAGGAAUAGCUGAAGAAAGCCUUGAAGGGGUAAAAACUGUCUCCUCCUGUAACUCUCAAGAUUUUCUUGCUAAAUCAUACCAAAAAGAACUGGAGCCUUUAAAAAAUUUUACGACAGUUAUGGGGACUCUCCAUGGUCUUGGCUGGUCAAUUUUUUUUUUAAUUUUAUUUACUUUUUCAGGGACGAUUUUUUAUUUUGGGUCUUUAUUUUUUGAAAAUGAGGUAGAUAAUUGAUCUGAUGGAGAAAAAUGUCAGGCUAAACAUGUGGUCAUGAUUUUUUUUGCGACUUCAAUGUCAGCUUUUUAUUUGGGAACUGCAGUGCCGCUAUUGCAAUUUAUUCAAAAUGGAAAAAUCGCUGCUGGAAGAGUGAUGAAAAUAAUAGUGAAAACAAAAAAAUAUGAUGGUUAUAGAAGGACUGACGAUUUAAAAGGAGAAAUUGAGUUUAAAAAUGUCCAUUUCAGCUAUUCUUCUAAUAAAGUACUAGAAGGGGUAUCAUUUAAGGUACAAACAGGCGAGUCUUUAGCAAUUGUUGGGGAAACUGGGUCUGGGAAAAGCACUAUAAUCCAGCUAAUUGAAGGUUUUUAUUAUUGUAAAAUUGGGUUUGUAUUAAUUGAUGGGAUAAACAUAAAGGAAUUCGAUUUAUCGAGCCUAAGAGAAAGCAUUGGAUUGGUAAGCCAAGAGCCUAUUUUAUUCAAUACAACUAUAAAGGAAAAUAUAAGAAUUGGCAAAUUAUCAUCGUCAGACUCAGAAAUUUAUGAUGCUGCUGCUGAAGCUGAAGCUAACCAUUUUAUAGAAAAUCUUGAAAACGCAUAUGAAACUUAUGUAGGGAUCAAAGGAUCCCAAAUAUCUGGAGGCCAAAAACAAAGAAUUGCAAUAGCAAGGGCCAUGAUUAAAAAACCAAAAAUUUUGUUAUUAGAUGAGGCCACAAGCGCUUUAGAUGUAAAUACUGAAAAGAAAAUUCAAAAAACUUUUGAUAAGAUUAUGAAAGGAAGGACAACAAUUAUAGUGGCACAAAGGCUGAGCACCAUCAAAAACGCUGAAAAAAUCAUUGUAUUGAACCAUGGGAAAAUUGUGGAAUCAGGGAGCCACGAAUCUUUGAUAGAGGAAAAUGGAAUCUAUGCCAGGCUUCAAGCUGUCCAGAAAAAUAUUGAAAAAGAAAGCUCAUAUAAAAGUUUAAAAAUCAAAGAAAAUAAAAAUUUAGAAUUAAAACUUGAAGAAGGUAUAAUACAGCAAGAAAAAACGUCAAAAACAUUUGCAAGAAUUUUAUGGUUCGCUAAGAAAUACUGAUAUUGACUUAUAUUAGCAUCUUUAUGUGCAAUAAUUACAGGAAUUUUAUUUCCUAUUUUUGGGUAUAUAUUUUCCGAUAAUGUCUUUAUUUUGAUUGAAAAAACAGGUUCUGAUAUGACAGAUUCCACAAAAACUAAUAUGUACUAUUUAUUUAUAGAAGCCUCCAUCAUUAUUUUUUCAUUAACAAUCCUAUGUGCUGCUCUUUCCAGAGUCACUGCACUUUAUACUUAUGAUUUACGCUACCAAGGACUUAAAUCACUUCUCAAUUACGAUCAAAAAUAUUUUGAUAAGCCAUCAAGCAACCCUUCAACAUUAUCAUAUAGGCUUGCAUCAGACUGUGAAAAAAUUUCUAGUAUUGGUGGUCCCAUAUUAGGGCUCCAAUCUUUAGUAUUAACCGCUAUACUUGGAGGAAUUAUUAUAGCCAGUAUGCAUGAUAUACCUUUAUCUAUCCUCGUUCUUGUCUUACUUCCUAUUGUCAUGAUAACAGGCGGCAAAGGUGAAUUUAUGCAGCUAAAAGGUAUAAGUCACAGUGAUUUAAAAAAUACUACAGAAAUCGCUUCUGAUGCUCUGACAAAUAUAAAAACAGUCCACUCCUUCAAUAGACAAGAAUAUUUUUAUAGAGAAUAUAUAUCAGCUACUGAGGCUGAAAACAAAAGAGUGCUGAAAUCGUCAUAUUGUAAUGGAGUCAUGUUUAGUGUUAGGUAUAUGGCUAUGUAUUUUUUAUGAGGAAUUGUAGGCUGGUUUGGGACAUAUAGAAUAAAGGAAGGAAAAUUAGAAAUUAAAGAUAUGUUUACUGUGUUUUUUUGUAUUAUAUUUAUUACAAUAAAUAGUUUACUAAUGACAUUUAUACAGAAAGAUGCUUUUAUUAAUGGAAAUGAGAUAUGUUUUCUUCAUGGGGAUUAAUGAUAGUAGGCGCAUUAGCACCUGAUAUUAGUGGAGGCAUUGAAAGUGCGAAACAUAUGUUCAGAAUUAUUGAUUAUAAGCCAGAAAUUAAUGCUGAGUCGGAGGCAGGGAUUUUUUUACCGAUUUUUGGGAAUAUUAUAUUCAGAAAUGUAUGCUUUAAAUAUGAAAAUAGGAAUAAUGUGGUCUUGAAUAAUGUUAAUUUUGAAAUAAAAGUAGGGAAAAGAGUAGGAAUUACUGGGACGACUGGGUCUGGAAAAUCAACGAUAGCUCAGCUGAUUAUGAGAUUUUAUGAUCCUGUUUCUGGGAGUAUUGAAAUUGAUGAUAGGCCAAUAAAAGAUUAUAAUAUAGCAUAUCUAAGAGACUGCAUCUGUUGGGUCGGCCAAGAACCUAUUUUAUUCAAAGGAUCAAUCCUAUACAACAUGAAAAUUGCAAAAGAAAACGCAACUUUAAAUGAAAUAAAUGAGGCUAUUUUUAAAUCGCAAGCUAUUAAUAUAGUAAAUAAAUAUAGCAUUGACUCAGAUGUAGGUUUAAGAGGAAAUAAACUUAGCGGAGGUGAAAAACAAAGAAUUGCUAUCGCAAGAGCAUUAUUAAGAAAACCAAAAAUUUUAAUUUUAGACGAAGCAACAAGCGCACUUGAUAGUGUCACUGAAUCAAACCUUCAAGAAAAUUUACAAAAAGAAAAAUUCACUAUUGUAGCAAUUGCACACAAAUUGAAAACUAUACAAAAUUAUGAUCUAAUAAUUUUAUUAGAGAUGGGGACUAUUAUAGAAAUGGGGAGUCAUAAUUUGUUGAUGAAUAUUGAAGAUGGGCAUUAUAAAAAACUUUUUCAAGCAUCAUAA
Molecule: messenger RNA, 3791 nt
Organism: Blepharisma stoltei
Lineage: Eukaryota; Ciliophora; Heterotrichea; Heterotrichida; Blepharismidae
Source: the annotation of a GenBank genome assembly